Molecule: messenger RNA, 1538 nt
Organism: Pectinophora gossypiella (pink bollworm)
Lineage: Eukaryota; Metazoa; Arthropoda; Insecta; Lepidoptera; Gelechiidae
Product: ras-related C3 botulinum toxin substrate 1
Exons: 6
Coding region: 288-866 (192 amino acids)
Biological process (GO): establishment or maintenance of cell polarity; regulation of actin cytoskeleton organization; cortical cytoskeleton organization
Cellular component (GO): cell cortex; plasma membrane; cytoskeleton
Molecular function (GO): protein kinase binding; GTP binding; GTPase activity
Source: RefSeq, a predicted model, not a curated record
AUGCCGAACGUCUCGCUGUGUCGACUGUCGGCGAAAGAACCGUCUCCAAGUGACUAAGGAUUUUGAGUCGAAUUAUCUUUAUCUCUUUGAUAAAGAUAUGAUAUUUUUAUCUAAAAACUGUGCCGUUCAUUUAUAUGAGUGUUGAUUGUGUUGCCGAUGUGUAUUGAUUACAUCGGGACGUGGUAUUUAGUGCAGUGAGGAAUUAGAUUGGGUCGGAGCCCUCCCUUGUGAACUUGUGGAUAGGAUAAAUUGUGUUUUGAGUGAAAACAUUUGGAUAAAACGCAAAAAUGCAGGCGAUCAAGUGUGUCGUAGUCGGUGACGGUGCCGUCGGUAAAACAUGUUUGCUCAUCAGCUACACGACAAACGCCUUCCCCGGGGAGUACAUUCCUACAGUAUUCGACAACUACUCAGCAAACGUGAUGGUGGACGGGAAGCCGAUCAACCUGGGCCUAUGGGAUACGGCGGGGCAGGAAGAUUACGACCGGCUGCGGCCGCUAUCCUACCCACAGACUGAUGUCUUCCUCAUAUGCUUCUCGCUCGUCAACCCGGCCUCCUUCGAAAACGUUCGGGCUAAGUGGUUCCCUGAAGUCCGGCACCACUGCCCGUCGACGCCCAUCAUCCUGGUCGGCACCAAGCUGGACCUGCGCGAGGACAAGGACACCAUCGAGAAGCUCAAGGAGAAGAAACUCACGCCCAUCACUUACCCACAGGGCCUUGGCAUGGCGAAGGAGAUAAACGCGGUGAAGUACCUCGAGUGCUCUGCGCUUACGCAGAAAGGGCUGAAGGCGGUGUUCGACGAGGCGAUACGCGCUGUGCUCAUACCCGUGCAGCCGCUCAAGAAGAAACGGACCUGCGCACUGCUCUAAGCUAUACACUAAGCUGGUGUCCGCACUGAAGCCAGUGUCAGCAUGCUUCCCGUAGCACGCGCGAGUCGUGCGCUGUAUCAUACAAUCGGAAUGCAAUAAUGCAUCUAGACGUUAAUUCUUACUGUUAAUGCUAUGUAACGUGGAUUGGUGUGAGUGAGCUCCGUAUAUGUAAAGCUUUUUAAUCCGGGAUUAUUUUUAAUGCAUUUUUUCGGUCUGGUAACCCUAAGCGUACGCACUACAUUCUAUGGUAUAAGAAAACCAGCGGGCUUAGCACCGUAAGCGCGCGACUCUUUCUUGCCUCGACGUACGUCACCUGUCACACACGUACUGCACAGAAAGAGACAGACGAUCUCUGUCGCGUCGAGAAAGAGUCGCGUGCUUACAGGUAUGCUCAAAAGUGACAGCUAACAUUUCAAGGUUAGCCCAGCUGACGUCAUCCAACCCAGCGUUGCCAUUUCAUAAAAAAUAAAUUCCCCACGAUUUAUGAUUUAAUUUAGUUUUGAACUUUUAGUAAAAGAUUUACUUACAAUUUUAAUAUUUUUUAUAUAUGUGACUACUAAUAGUAAUUAAAUACAUUAGCCUCUAAUUCGCUUAAUUUUCAAUAAUAAAAUUUACAUCCUUAGAAUGUUGGAGAUACCAAUUUAAUGGUUACAUAGUGGCAACACUUGUACG